This is a messenger RNA of Caenorhabditis elegans, 1325 nucleotides long. RefSeq names its product SGTA homodimerization domain-containing protein (gene sgt-1). NCBI's taxonomy places the organism in Eukaryota, Metazoa, Nematoda, Chromadorea, Rhabditida, Rhabditidae. The record is from RefSeq and is marked reviewed. Bases 4 to 1017 code for a protein of 337 amino acids. The transcript is spliced from 3 exons.
AAAAUGUCCGAGGAGAUCAAGCCUUCUGCUCCAGAUGCGCCGACUGCUUCGCCAAUUGUGACCAGAGACGAGCAAAAUUUGGUUGUCUCAUUCCUUCAGUUUAUCCGCCAGAAGGUUUCACAAAAUCAGGCCACUGCCGAGCAAGCGGAAGCUCUUGAAGUUGCAAUUCAAUGUCUCGAACACUCGUUUGGUCUUGAUGAUGCCUCAUACGCUUUCCAACCAUCACGCCCAAUUCUCGAACUUUUCAAGAGCGCCGAAGGACUUCCAGAGGGAGAAUCUGCUCUUCCAACACCGAGCGAUAGUGAUAUUUCUCAAGCUAACAAGCUUAAAGAAGAAGGAAACGAUUUAAUGAAAGCCUCCCAAUUUGAAGCUGCUGUUCAAAAGUACAAUGCCGCCAUCAAGCUCAACAGAGAUCCAGUCUACUUCUGUAACCGCGCUGCUGCUUAUUGCCGCCUGGAACAAUAUGAUUUGGCCAUCCAAGAUUGUCGUACAGCUCUUGCCCUUGAUCCAUCUUACUCAAAAGCUUGGGGAAGAAUGGGUCUUGCAUAUUCUUGCCAAAACAGAUAUGAGCAUGCCGCUGAGGCAUACAAGAAGGCUUUGGAGCUUGAACCAAAUCAAGAGAGUUACAAGAAUAAUUUGAAAAUUGCUGAAGACAAAUUGAAGGAGCUGGAAAGCUCGCGACCGGCACCAGGUGCCAAUCCAUUGGCUGGGCUUUUGGGAGCCAUGGGAGGAGGACCGGGAGGAAUGCCGGCUAUGCCAGGAAUGCCAAACAUGCAAAACCUUAUGAACGAGCCAGGACUUAUGCAAGCUGCUUCACAGAUGAUGAGCGAUCCAGCACUUUCUGAUAUGUUCAACAACAUGAUGUCUGGAAAUGGAUCAAUCGCUGAUUUGAUGGCUGCUGGCCAGCAAAUGGCUGCUCGCAUGCAAGAGACCAAUCCAGAACUUAUUGAAAAUCUUCGACGCCAAUUCGGCCCCGGAGCCGAUGGAGGAGCACCACCACCAAACCCACCACAAUAGAUAAUCUCUUCCGCCAAUCUCCUUCCGCAUCACGAAUUUCCAUUUCGUUAUCUCUCUCUCUCUCUCUUUCCCCUUCUCUCGUCUUUACUUUCUGCUCUCAUGUGAUUUGAAAAAGCCGAAGUCGCUUAUGGUUACUCGUUUUUUUUAGUUUCUCUCGCAGAAUUUCCCCUUACAAUGAUGAUGUUAUAAUCGCCCCCGAUUCAAGCCUUAUCGAAAUAUUGUUUUUAAUUAGAUGGUCAUGUUUUAACUACCAACAAAAAAUUGGGUCAAUUUUCUUUUUUUUCACGAAUAAUAAAUAUUGUCGAAAU